Molecule: messenger RNA, 5724 nt
Organism: Clupea harengus (Atlantic herring)
Lineage: Eukaryota; Metazoa; Chordata; Actinopteri; Clupeiformes; Clupeidae
Gene: myom1a
Product: myomesin 1a (skelemin)
Biological process (GO): sarcomere organization
Cellular component (GO): M band
Molecular function (GO): protein binding
Source: RefSeq, a predicted model, not a curated record
ACAAGGUCGUGACUGUGGGAUACAUUCUGCCGAGCAGCAGCAUUAUUUUUGUUCUGUGAACCCUCGUCUUGUUGGCUGCCCAUUGCUGCAGCUUUGCCUGUAUUCGGACUAGCUUUUCUACUUUUGGACUUGCGCCGCUUUUCUGUUACUUUCCGCUACCAACGCUUUGUUUGGCAGCAUAUCAAGAGGAUCAGGGGACCCAACAGGACGGUCUGACCGAAAGUGCUUCAGGAUGUCCGGAUCCUUGCACAAGCAGCAUCACAGCCACCAUGAGAGCAGCCACAAACAAACCAGCCAUUUGGAGAAGUCCGUGACUCAGAGUCACACCGUGAAGAGGAGCAUCCGCCGCACUGUGAAAGCCACUGCGGUAGCAGAAAAGGCAGAGGAAACUCUGACCACGCUAUCCAAGAAAGCCAAACGCAACUACCUGGCGGUUGACACCGACAGUCACGUCAUAGGAUAUGUGGUACCUGUCUUCAGAAGCAGUCACUUAGUGGCCAGAGACCUGGCAGAGGCCCAGGAGGAGGUCAAGGAGGAAGGGAUCGGCUAUGUGGUCAUGAAGAACCUCUUCUCCAAAGAAGAAGACUUUAAGAUGAAGGUGGAGACGAAGACCAGAAAGACGACCAUUAGGGAGUCUGCUGACCUCCUGACUUUGGGCAAAAAGAUUCAUGAGAAGCAGGAGUUCACGAAGAAGAUGAAUGCGGACAGCCUCACCCACCCCCCUGAGUUCAUGGUGAAGCCCAAGGGCCAGACCGUGUGGGAGGGGAAGAGCGUGACACUGCACUGCACCUUGGCCGGGUGGCCUAAACCACGCGUGGCCUGGUACAAGAACAAUGUUCCCAUCGACGCCAAGGCUCACCCUGACAAGUACACCGCAGAGAGCAAUUACAACAUGCACUCUCUGAAGAUUCAAAGCUGUGAUUUCAAUGACACUGCUGAGUAUCGUGUGUCAGGCCUUAACAUUAAGGGGGAGAGUUCCUCCUUCGCCCAUGUUGUUGUAAAAAGAUACCAAGAGGGCGAAAAGGUUGUUGCCAAACCACAUGGCUUCUCUGACGAGUUCGGAGUCACCUUCAGGACCACUAUCAUUGAUAAGUUUGCGGUGGCCUUUGGCCAUGAGGGCGAGACCCUGAGCCUGGGCUGCACUGUGAUCGUCUACCCAACCGUCAAGCGCUACACGCCUGAAGUGCUGUGGUACAGAGAUAGUGUUCUCCUGAAGCCCUCUAAAUGGGUGCACAUGCACUGGAGUGGAGAGAAGGCCACGCUGACCCUGGCCCACCUCAACAAGGAAGACGAGGGCCUCUACACCUUGCGUAUCAACACCAAGUCUGGCUUUGAGACCUACUCUUCUUACGUCUAUGUUAAAGAUGCUGAUGUGGAGGUGGAAGGUGCCCCUGUUGCUCCUCUGGAUGUGAGAUGCCACGAUGCCAAUAAAGACUACGUGGUGGUGACCUGGAAGCAGCCAGCCGUGGAGGGCAGUAGUCCUAUCGUGGGCUACUUCAUUGACAGGUGUGAGAUUGGCACAACCCAUUGGGCUCAGUGCAACGAGACUCCGGUGAAGUAUGCCCGCUUCCCAGUGACGGGCUUGGUGGAGGGCCGCUCCUACACCUUCAGGGUGCGCGCCAUCAGCAAGGCUGGCGCGAGCCGACCCUCACGCGUCUCUGACACCGUGGUUGCCAUGGAUCCCUCCGACCGCUCCCGUCAGAGAGCUGGUCCCUCCGCUCCCUGGACUGGGAUGAUCAAGUUCACUGAGGAGGAGCCCACAGGGGGAGUGGUCCCCGGUGAACCCACCCAUCUGGCGGUCAUUGAGGCCACCAAGAGCUACGUGGUGCUGAGCUGGAAGCCUCCAGCGCAGAGGGGUCAUGAGGGGGUCAUGUACUACAUCGAGAAGUGCGUUAGCGGUUCAGAUAACUGGCAAAGGGUGAACUCGGGCAUGCCGUCCAAGUCCCCACGCUUUGCCGUGUUUGACCUGGCAGAGGGCAAGUCCUACAACUUCCGCGUCCGCUGCUCCAACUCCGCUGGUGUCGGGGAGGCCUCCGCCCCUACCGAUGCCACCACUGUGGGAGACAAACUUGACCUCCCCUCAGCUCCAGGUGCCGUGGUGGCCAUUAGGAACACUGCCUCGUCUGUGGUGGUGAGCUGGGGCAAGAGCAAGGACGUGAAACACCUCGUGGGCUAUUACAUCGAGACCAGCGUGGAGGGCAGCAAUGUGUGGGUGCCCUGCAAUAACAAGCCAGUCAAGUGCACAAGGUUUGUCUGCCAUGGACUGAACACUGGGGACAAGCUGGUGUUCAGGGUUAAGGCAGUGAACGCUUCAGGAUACAGCACCCACUCUGCUCUCUCUGAGGCUGUUAUUGUGAAAGCCAGUGUUGCCAUCUCUGGGCCUCCCAGCGGCGUCAAGAUGGCGGAGCGCCUGCGCGACUACAUGGUGAUUAGCUGGCAGCCUCCAGCUAAGAGCGGCGGGGCAGACAUCGUGGGUUACUAUGUGGACUACAGGACAGUCAAGGGAGGCGUCACCGGCCAGUGGCAUGAGCUGAACACUCAGGCGGUCACUGGAACCUCAUAUAAAGCGGAGAACCUGAAGGAGAAUGUCUUUUAUCAAUUCCAAGUUCGUGCCGGCAACAUGGCAGGCGUUAGUGGAGCCUCCUUGCCCAGUGUGGGACUGGAGUGCAAAGAAUGGACCGUGGCAGUGCCAGGGCCUCCCUGUGGCCUCCAUGUGCUGGAGGUGCGUAAGACCUCCCUGGUGCUGCUGUGGGAACCCCCCACAUUCAACGGACGCAGUCCAAUCGACGGCUACUACGUGGACAUCAAAGAGGCCGCGGCUGAUGAUAACUCCUGGAAGUGUGUCCACGAUCGGUCCAUCAAGCUCAAGUACAAGAAGAUCACUGGUCUGAAGGCUGGUACAGCCUACCAUCUUCGCGUCAGUGCUCGAAACGUGGUUGGCGUUGGCAAGCCUACCAAGGGGCUCGGUCCUGUUGUUGCAGAGACACGCCCUGGCACCAACGAGAUCAUUAUGGAUGUGGAUGAUGACGGCGUUAUCUCUAUGAUCUUUGAGUGCUCUGCAAUGGGCGAGGGUUCAGAGUUCAUAUGGUCCAAGAACUACAAGGAGCUCACAGACACCUCUCGCCUCACCAUUGAGACGUCUGGGGGCAGGUCCAGGGCCAUCUUCAACAACGCAUCUGUGGAGGACCUGGCCAUCUACUCAUGCAAGGUCACCAACACGGAUGGCGUCUCAGCCAGCUACACACUCACUGAGGAGGUACUGAAGCGCCUGCUUGAUAUGAGCUUUGACCACAAAUUCCCCGUUAUACCCUUCAAGUCUGAGAUGGCUAUUGAGCUGCAGGAGAAGGGCAGGGUUCGCUUCUGGGCUCAAGUGGCUAAGUUUACAGAAAACUGCCAAGUGGAAUAUGUGUUCAAUGACACCACCGUCACCCAGGGAAAGAAAUACACGGUGAACUUUGACAAGAGCGCAGGCAUCAUUGAGAUGUACAUGGACUCGCUGGAGGUCACUGAUGAAGGAACCUACACCUUCGACCUGGUCGAUGGAAAAGCGAAGGGCCGCACCAGCCUUGUGUUGAUUGGAGAGGAAUUUGCUGUUCUACAGAAGAAGUCAGAGUUCGAGAGGGCAGAAUGGGUCAGAAGACAAGGCCCUCACUUUGUGGAGUAUCUUGGCUUCGAGGUGACCCCAGAAUGCAAUGUGCAUUUGAAAUGCAAGAUUGGAAACAUCAAAGCAGAGACCGAGAUCACCUGGUUUAAGGAUAGUCACGAGAUUCAGGAGGACGAUGAGGAGGCACAGAAAAUCAGCACUGAAGACGCGGUGCUGACCUUCGAUAUUGCCAAGAGUGUGUUUAAAAAAGACAGAGAGGAAAAAAAGAAACCCGCUGCUGAGGAUGCCCCCAAGAUGCCUAAAAUUUCAAAGAAGGAUGCUGGUACCUAUGAGGUCAAACUGAAGGAUGAGAGAGGAAAGGACCACAGCAAGUUCGAUCUGACAGGCGCAGGUUAUGAGGCGGUCAUGAACGAGGUGUUCAGAGUCAUCGCAAACUCCUCCACGGAAAUCAGUAUUAUGAGCACAGAACACGGCAUCAUACUUUACUCUUUCGUUGUGUAUCACACUGAGGAACUUCGUGUUGGCUGGCUGCUCAAAGAGUCUAAGAUCUCCCACUCGGAGAGAGUGCAGUGCGGUGUGACUGGGGAGCAGCUGUGGCUCAAGAUCAAUGAGCCCACAGAGAAAGACAAGGGGAAGUAUGCCAUGGACAUCUUUGACGGCCAGAGUGGCGUCAAGAGGGCCUUUGACCUGUCUGGACAAGCAUGGGAGGAUGCGUUCGAGGAGUUCAAAAGACUUAAGGCUGCAGCUAUUGCAGAAAGAAACCGCGCUCGUGUUGUUGGAGGUCUGCCAGAUGUGGUCACUAUCCAGGAGGGCAAGUCUCUUAACCUCACUGGUAAUGUAUGGGGAGAUCCGGCACCUGAGGUGACCUGGUUGAAGAACGACAGAGAGCUGGUGUCUGAUGAGCAUUACACUCUGAAGUUCGAGCACGGCAAGUUUGCCAGCAUCACCAUCGCAGCAGUGAACACAGCCGACUCUGGCAAAUACGCACUGCAGGUGAAGAACAAAUACGGCACAGAGGCAAUGCCGUUCACCGUCAGCGUCUACUUCCCAGAAGACGAGGCAGACAGGAAGAAGGUGGAAAAAAAGUAAUGCCAUUGAGAGUAAAAAUGGAAGGAGGGGCUAAGACAUGACCAAACUCUCAAAGUAUUCUAGCCCUCAGCAUGUCUUAAUAUAAUAAAGAAAUAAAGAAACCCACACUGAAGGAAUCUAUGUGGUGUUUAUGGGCAUGGUGAACUUUACACAUGGUCUCUAAUUCAGAGAUUCAACUGAAUUUGAAAUCAUGCCAUGACUAACUCAUAAAAUCUUGAGAUUUUGUGAAGUUAGAUUAUACAUCUAAAAUAGCCCAAUUGCAGCUGAUAAGACAUGCUCUAUGUUACAAUGCUUUGAGUGUUGCCCUCAUCUGAAGCAUACAUCAUUUGUAUCACCUGCAUUAGCUGUAUACAUUGUCUUAUGUGUAGUCUGUGUUGUUGUGCCCAACCAAGACACAGAGGAUAAAUUGGAUGAACACAGCAUCUCAAAAGGAAGAGGAAGAUAAGAAUGAUACAAGAUAGUUUCAUUAGCCCAAGCAGUCAAGUGUAUGAAAUUCGCUUCCUCCCUGUUUGUUCAAUCUACUAAUUUCCUCUUUGGUGGGGUUGUGUGUUUACUCUUACUUGCCUGUGUGCUUGUAUGUGUCGUCAGUGUUGUCUGCUUCUGAAUAUUGUUUGAUUCGGUUGGUGUAUCCUAAGGUAUUUGUGUUGAUCCCAAGUUAUCGCAGUGUAAUUCAUUCAAGGUAAAUGAACAGCUGUAAGCAAUCCAACCAUACAGUUCACACAGCAUGUUUCUCUUGGCACCCUUUUUCUUUCACUACUUUGAAGAGGUAGCCUACAGCUUUCAUAGAUCUCUGUGAACUGUGCUCUGAGUGUUGGCCUGUUACUUUCAUGGAAAGGUCAUAUGCUCAGUACACAUGAAAUGAGAUUAGUUCUCCUGUCGUAUCAGAACACUGGUGUGGGGAACACUUGCUACAUAACUGCUAGUUGCAAUGGGCUACAGAAAUGGGUUAACAUCAAUACGUUUAAAGCUGUUCUGUUAUGAUAUAGGAUGUACUGUACUAAUUAAACAUCCCAUGCUUCUUAGCCUCUCUG